AUGACAUCUUUAUAUUGGUAUUUUUGCCCAUUUCUCCUCAUUGACUUGGUGACCAUGACAUUGAGCACUGAGACAGCGCAGAAUGAAGCCAAGGAAAUCUUCAGUGAUAAAGCCAUUAUCCCUCCCAGGCCAGAGGCAUCCAUACAUCAACACAGUCAUCACAGGAAGCACAGAGGUCAAAAGGAGAGGAUGGUAGCAGGUCAGCUUAGAAAGAGGCCUCACAUUACUGUGAUCCACACCCAAAAUGAAGGGCCAGAGCUGGAGGGUCUCAGUCCCGUCCGCUUAGAGAUGGAGCCAAAAGAUAAAAGACGAGUGAUGAGUCUGAGAAAGAGGACCUUCAUGGGGUUUGAUUCCUUAAUUCCAGAGCAAAUGAAUAUCUCCCCUGGUGCUGAGAUCCCAGAGAAGGUAAUGAGACAUCCCACUGGUCACAAGAGUCUUCAUAAUAAAGAGCCUGUAUUCCUUGCAGGCACUAUUGGCUCCUUCAUAUCCCCAGUAGCUGCUGCUGUCAGUGGGAAACCCUUCACACAGCCAACCCCCACCAGUAAACCACAGGUCAGAAGUAAUUCAGGUGGGGAUGUGACAUCCACUUUAAACAUGGCAUUCUUUGACUGGACUGAUUAUGGAGAUAUGAGGCAUACACACAAACAGCAAUCUUUUAAGAAGAGAGCUAAGUGGAAUCCAUGCUCUGACAUCCAGCCCACAAAGAGCACCAGCAGUGGAAAUGUGACACUUUCACCAGAUGAGAACUGCAAACAUCACCUGGAUUGUCUGCCAGGUUCCUGCUGCAAUCUCAGAAAUCAUGUAUGUGAGCUUCACAACCGUGGCCUCAAUAACAAGUGCUACGACAACUGCAUGUGUGAAGAAGGGCUUCGGUGUUAUGCUAAAUUACACAGGCAUUACCGCAUCACUCGCAAAAAAGGACAGUGUAUUGAUCCUGAGGGUGUAAAAUUAAACCAUGGCAUGUUCAUUAUUGUAUAAUUAUGGCAGAACAAUUUGUUAUAUUUUACUCUGACAAGGCUUUCCAAAGGCAUGUGAUUGCAUUUUGCAUUAUGUUUGCAAAUUUUUAUUUAAAUUUGUAUCCAUGUGUUUGUUGCUUUCUUGUAUAUAAUUGUUUCCUAAAUUUGCAAAUCGACAACAAUAAUUGGGGAAUAAAUAAUACCGACUGCGUAUUUGCAAGGGUUUUAUGUAAACAGAUGAUGUAAACUUGCAUGGCCAAUGAUUUCAGAUGAAUGAAGAUUGAGCUACAGUGUUACUGUUAUAUGUGUGUUAUGAAGGUUAAGUUACAGUGAUGUGUCAUUAUGGACUUUCAAAAUUUUUAACCAAUGUAUUGUAAAAUUAUUGCAUGCAGUACCGAUAAUUACAUUUAAGUCUUCCACUAAUGUCUCUGUGUUUGUCACACUUAUGUAUUAAACAUGUGCUGCAUUGAUCUAUUGUUAUUAUCACAAUGGAACAUUAGCACUGUGUAAAUAAGGGGACAUGAGCAUGCAAAGACAGUCAUUUACUGAGAAUGUUUUGGCUUAAACUAUGUCCCCAACCUCCAAGCAGACGAGCAGCACUGGAGUGAACACACAAAGAAGAACACAUGGAACAUCUCCAUCUCACAUUAUUAAACCAUUAAAUCUUGCUUUUGGCUCCAAUCUGAAAUGACUCAAAAGAGGUUUUGUGCUUAGCUGAAAUAAUGCUUUACAUCAUGCCCAUUCAGAGCCAUUGGUUUGUUAUUAUAGGAGAAAUAUUGUGCCACUGCAUCAGUGCUCUGCUCAUCUGACAUUGGCAGAAUGUUGUUUAGUGUUCUGCUUUGAAUGAGACUCACCAGUUUACAUCCCACAUAAUCCAGCUGUAGAUUUUACAAACUGUAGAUCCUACAUUAAAUUACAAUGUCCAACCAUUAAUUUUUAUAAUCUUAAUGCCUUAUAAAUUAAUAAUCAAAGUGCUUUUUGUCAUAUUUGUAUGUAAUCAGAGUAUGUUAGCAAUAUGAGUUAGAAAUGCAUUUUUGAGGGAAUACUAGUGGAAUAAUAAUAAUAAUAAAUAUAGCUGCAAGCAGUGGCUUUCGGAAAACAAUGCAAGGUGGACACAUGCAUUUGGUAUUUGACAUUAUUCUGAACAAUUUAGAAGCAAUUUGGUUAAAUAUGAGAGGACUAUUUUGAAGUCUACUGUAAGAGCCAUACUUCCUGCUGCCAAGUGGAUCCUAUGACCGUGACCCAAAAUAGUCACAUCCAUGUGAUUAGCCCCCAAGACUAAACAUACAUCUAAAUUUUGAUCUAAAUCACAUAUUGCACACAGAAGAUAUGAGACACUUCUCGUUUCCCAUUUUUCACCAUUAACUUAAUUCCUCGCCAUGGCAACACCAUUCGAAGUAUCAAAAAUCUGUUCACAAUUUAGCAUCUUCAAUGUCUUGGCAUAAUAUUGUCUAAAUAUGGUGACAGUCUCAUAAAUCCCCUAGGAGGAGUAUUUAAAAGUUCAGAGACUGCAAUAUUCAAAAAAUCCAAAAUGGCUGACUUCCUGUUGGGCAGAGCCAAUAAUUAUAAUUCUGAAAGUUGUCCAGCUUGAUGAGAACUAUAUAUGUACCAAUUUUGGUGACUGUAGGUGAAAAUGGGGGUGCUACAGAGGCUGUCUUACAUGCUCAUUUUAAACCUGCUAACUGUCACUUGCCAACAUGUGGGCCGUUUGAUUGUGGCUAUAAAACAAAUACUUUGUUUUAUAUCAAAAACUUCAUCAAUGUUCACAAACUUGGUAUCAAAUUAAAGCUUAAAAACUCAACUUUCAUCUUCUGCAGUCUAUUUUGCAAUUAGAACAUUACAGUGAAAACAUUUUAAAAUGUUAAAAGAGUGCAUUUUUAAAACAUGCAACAUGUGAGCGACAGUACUUAUAUUUCAUGUUCUCUGCUUAUGAUCCAAUCCAAUGACUGAAGAAAAAACAACAUGCAUUUCAUUGUGAGGGUCCACUAAUGAAAAUGCAACAACCACAUCAGAUUGAUUAAGUUACAUUAUUACCUUCUAGAUGAAGUUCUGUUCAUAUUUUUGCAUCUGUGAUUAUUUGGCAGCUUUGAUCAGCUGAAAUGUCCGCUAACAUUAUGCCAAAUGUUUUUAAUGGAAGUGUAUUAUACAGGAUAAGCUUUUAUGUAAAUAUGUUUGAUGCUAUUUGUUAAAAUAAAUUUAUAAAUAAUAUAAAUGUGA
Molecule: messenger RNA, 3173 nt
Organism: Myxocyprinus asiaticus (Chinese sucker)
Lineage: Eukaryota; Metazoa; Chordata; Actinopteri; Cypriniformes; Catostomidae
Product: draxin-B-like
Exons: 6
Coding region: 1-978 (325 amino acids)
Biological process (GO): Wnt signaling pathway; axon guidance
Cellular component (GO): extracellular region
Source: RefSeq, a predicted model, not a curated record